UAAUUCAUAGCUUUUAUUCAUAGUUUUCGUAUUUCUCGUUUAUCAUACAAUAAAAUUUAAUUAACUAACAAUUGUUAUAGUUAUAAAACUAUACAGUCUCUUUGUAAAAUCACGCUGUUCUGGCUAAGCAUAAUUCUAUUUCGGUAGUUUUUCCCAUUCAGAGAUUGGUCUCUUUUAUUUCAGGGUAAGCGCAUGAAAUCUUCCUCUGAUUUAUUUUAUUCACAUCGUUUUGCGUACUCACUGAUACUCUCUAUGACAAACAAGAUAUUUUCCUGCAACAAAUUACAUUUUGUUGCCUACACGCAGAUCCUCAACGAUAACCCUUGCUCUGAUAUUUUAUUUUAUAUGAAAUAAAUCAUUUGAUUGACAUAUUCACUUCUUUUCUUUAUUUUUAACUCUAUCUCUCCUACCUUAUAUCAUGAAUGCAUUGAUUUUUGUUGAAAAUUGAAUAUUGCAAAGUAACUUGUAACAAACAAGGAUCAUCUUGUAAAUAAUAUACUACUGGUUUCUACAUUUUUAUUAAUAUUAUUUUGUAUUUUAUAUAAGUUAUAUCUGUUCUGUAUAUUUGGAAUUCAAAUGUAUAUAAUUAUAGAAAUUUUGGGAAUUUUAGCGAAGUAAACGUGUAACACUUAAAAUAACGUCAAACAGGAAUAUGAUGUUAAAAUACUGUCAAAACUGCUUGAAUAAGGCCAAACAGAAAUGUGAUGAGAAAUUUUUAUGUUUUUUUUUAAAAAGUCUGACGCGGAAUGAAAUUCUUGAGAGACUUGUUUAGUAAAAUUAAAUCCACUCAAAUUUCAACUAAGCAGCUAUCCCAUGUCAUAUACGAGUAUAGCGUUCUGUGCCAAACAGACUUUUAUUUCAAAAAAAUAAUAAAAAUUUGGGCUGUAUUUUUAGAUCAUUUUUGUUUGUCGUUAUUAAGAACUUGUACUUCGUUAGACUCAAAGUUUGUCAUAAAUGUGAAACUUUUCUCAAUGUAACAAUUUUUUUUACUUGCUAUAUAUCUUGAUUGGCAAUUAAUGCUAUUGCUGCCUAACAGUGCUGUUGGUUCAGAAAAGACCUGCCUAUAUUUUUGACUUUAUACUCCUCGUGUAAAAUAUUUUGAUAACGAUUCUGUCAGAAAACUGGAUUUUGUAAGGCAUUUUAUGGAAAUUCUGACUAUACCUCCUUCAUUUAGAAGCUUGAUUCUAAAUAUGGCACCGCUGCCUAUAUAUGUCUAGGUAUAUAUAUUAUACAAUUUAUUGUGCUCUAUUAUCGAAAUCACUAUGGUCAAGACGACAUUUAAAAAGGUAUGAGGUAUGAGUCACCCCUAACAGAUGAAUUUGCUCAAUUUUGUUCAUGGUAGAAUUAAUAAAUAGUUUCUUGGUUGAGUUGUUGCUCUCUCUCUAAAAAAUGAUUUAGUUUCCCAAAUCAGUUCAAGUUUUGAGGGUUCAGCCCCCCUAUUACUAAUUUAGCUCAGCUACACAAUUAUAACCUGCUCUUAAAUAUGGCAGCCCAAUAUGCCUCUAUGAAGAGGACCAUUCAAAUCUCAAUUGGAACCUUAUAACUAUACCUAUUUAUAUCCUGAGUCUAACAGCCCUUUACAUAUUAGAGUUUUUAAAUAAGAAUUAAAGCCAUAUAUCCAUACUUAUCCAUGAUCUUGUGUUUUCAUUCUUUUCAUCAUUCAUGUUCUUUUUCACUUUAUAAUAGGAAAUAUUAUGUCUUAGGUUACGCUAUUAAUUAAUCUGAAAAAUGGCGGGAAGAUCUGAAAAUGGUGACGGUGAUGAAGAUUUAGAUUUCGUUUAUGGCGAUUGUGACUCGUUUAUAAGUGAGUUAGGAGAAUUGUACAGUUAUACAGAGGAGAAUGAAUUUGCUUUAAACCAAGAAUGCUUCAUAGAAAUCCUCGGUGACGAGAGAAAAUGGAUUGAAAUGACUUUGGAAGAAAAGAAGGUUGUGAUUAUGAAGGCAAUGGAUGGAACAGACGUCGUAAAUUCUGAAAAGAAGUUUCGAGCGGUGAGAAGUUUAUUAUACAUUGCACAGGGUAAUUUUACUGAAUUUGCCACCGUUGAGGAACUUUUGAAAAGUUCCAGGAAAAAUUGCUUUUUAUUGUAUGAAAUGGGAGUAUUUGGAUUGGCAGAAGAAUUACUUCUAAUGGAAAUACAUAAGAAUGAGAAAGAAAUUCCUGAUUCGAAAAAUCCAACAGUGUGUUCUAUCGUUAACAGUUCGGAAUUAAGAAUCGUGAUUAGUCUACUUUAUACAAUGCUCGAGACUAUUCGACAGUUUGAAGAAAGCGAUUCUGAAAAAUUCAAAAAAGCGAGAGAUGCGUUCAUUACAUUGUUAAAUCAAUCAAUUAAUGGAAAUGAAUCGCUUUUCGUCGUUUUGUUUAAUAUGGUUACCAAGUUCUGUAACCACAACAUAACAGCUUAUCCAAUUAAAAAGGUUCUUUUAUUAUUAUGGAAAGUUGUCUUGGCGAUGGUGGGCGGGCUUGAAGAUUUACACCAGUUAAAAUGUAAGAAAAGAGAGGAGGCGGGGCUUCCACGUUUAGCAGAAAAUCCUAUUGAAGUUGCUAGAAAAAUGAAAGCGUCUGCUCCACCAAUGAACGCAGCGGAUUUGUUCGACCAAGGUCAACCGGGGAGGAGAAAAAAUCGCAGAGGAAUCAUACGUGGACCAGAAGUGGUUGAAGUUUCAGGUUCGGAAAAUAAAUCUGAAUCUUCUGGUGAUAUUGACGUCGAUAUACACAUUCCUGGGGCGGAUGACGAAGAUUCUGAAAAAGAAGAAAUGAUAGAAAAUGGAGCUGAUCUACUCCCAGCCCCUUCAGAUCAAAAUGAGGUGGAAAAAACUGAUGAAGACAUCAUAUUUAACUCUGAAAUCGAUGCCCCUGUUCCCGGAGGAGGAAUUGAUACUCCAGCAGUUGGUAUCGGAACGCCAGCACCAUUUAAGAGGGAUCCAACACCGGGUGACACUGCCGCAAUCGCUUUAAAAUUAAUGAAAAUUAAAGCAGAACGUGAGGAAGAGCAUGCUCUAAAAGAUCUUCAUGUUAUCAAAGUACCUUCUGGGCUUCACUGGACUCCUAAAACUCGGGAACGAGAUGUUGAGAUCUUCUUAUCUCAAGUCCGUCAAAAGUUUGUCGGUUUUCAACUUGAAGGUGAUGUAACUACUAUGGCUGGUCUUCCUACGCCAACUAAGGAGAGUGUUAAAAUUCUUCGAAAGCAUUUAUAUGUUUCACUUGCGGAAAAGCAAAUUGAAAUUGAAUCACAGAUAGGAAAAUACCCCCUAACAAAAGCAAAAUUGGAUGUCAUUCCUGAUAACUCGACGGAAAAACUUUACCAAUCAAUUCUACCAAAUUUACCACAAUAUAUGAUUUCCCUUUUGAAGAUCUUACUUGCCGCAGCUCCGACAUCGAAAGCAAAAAGUGACGCAAUCAAUAUCUUAGCUGAUGUUUUGCCCCCUGAGAUUCCAUACUCUGCAGUUCAAUCAGUAAGAUUAGGAAUCGAUGUCAAUCGUCAUCGUGAAAUAAUCGUUAAAUCAAUUUCAGCAAUUUUGCUUUUAUUAUUGAAACAUUUUAAGCUGAAUCAUGUUUAUCAGUAUGAAUACAUGAGUCAGCAUCUUGUGUUUGCGAAUUGUAUUCCUCUUGUUUUAAAAUUCUUCAAUCAGAAUAUUGUCGCUUACGUCACAACGAAGAACGUCAUUCCUUCAUUGGAAUAUCCUGCUUGUGUUGUUGGAGAGAAAGUGGAAAUCACAGCUGAAUCUCUGGAACCAGUUGACACCCAAUCUGCAGCCUGUUGGAGAAAUCUAUUCUCGAGCAUCAAUCUGCUCAGAAUUUUGAAUAAACUUGUAAAAUGGAAACAUUCAAGAACCAUGAUGCUUGUGGUCUUUAAAUCAUCACCAAUAUUGAAACGAGCAUUAAAAGUCAGGCAGGCAAUGUUGCAGCUUUAUGUUCUCAAACUUUUGAAAUCUCAAACAAAGUAUCUUGGCCGAGCAUGGAGGAAGAGUAAUAUGAAGAUUAUGUCAGCCAUUUAUCAGAAGGUGAGACAUCGCUUGAGUGAUGAUUGGGCUUAUGGAAAUGAUGUUGAUGCCAGACCUUGGGAUUUUCAACAAGAGGAGUGCACGCUUCGAGCUGAGGUGGAAAGAUUCAACUUCAGAAGAUACAAGACGGACAGUCCGACUAUUAUUCCUCCAAAUCAAGACCAUGAACCGGUUGACAAUGACCUUCACAGUGUCCUUGGAGAGAAAUUUGACCUUCCAAAUGAGUUUGUGAAAAACUAUGAUAUUUGGUUGGAACGAGAAGUGUACUCUACAACGACAGAUUGGGACCAGUUGCUUUCAAUCUCAUGUGUGCAGUAGUGAAGAUAACCUCACUAUUCUGGAAACAUUAAUCUUGGGUUUAAAUCCCCUUCACCCAGUAUGCUCCCCUGCUUUUCAUUUUAUAGAAGGGGGGUAAUUUGAAAUUUAUGGGGUGGUAAAUAUUUUGCCAAUUGGCGAUAAAACUAUGUUAUGUAUUUGACAGGCCAUCUACAUCUACACUGAAGAAUAUGUCAUAUUCUAUAUAUUUGAAUAAAACUAUACUUAAGUUUGGAAUUACAGUUUGGUAUCACACCCCCAAAUUAGGGGGUA
Molecule: messenger RNA, 4590 nt
Organism: Styela clava
Lineage: Eukaryota; Metazoa; Chordata; Ascidiacea; Stolidobranchia; Styelidae
Product: striatin-interacting protein 1 homolog
Biological process (GO): cytoskeleton organization
Cellular component (GO): cytosol
Source: RefSeq, a predicted model, not a curated record